AUACUUUCCUCGAAGCAAAGCCUUUGAACAUGUAUACGUCAUCGUUUAAGCUGAUAUUUCCCCUUCAAACCCUAACAAAAAGGAUUUGCAGACGAAGCUCGAAACUUGGAAGAUUGUACGAAACGGAAAAAUGCGACCGUUAGAGACACUGCCGCCAACGGAAACCCUAGAAAUCGAGAACGGUCUGUCACUUGCUCCGCGCGUGAAACUCAAUCUCACAAUCCACCCUUCCCUCCCUUCCAUUUCGAAGCCCAUUGACGAAUGGCAGCUAAAGCGAGCCCUAAUAGAUUUUCUCAAGACCUCACUCUCAGUCUCCGUCACCGUCCCCGAAGAAGACCUCCAAAUCAGACGGCUCAAAGACCUCAAGAAGCGGAAGCGAGACGAGCCGGUCGCCCACGGCGCGCUGUUCAUUCGUGACCUCGGGUUUUUGAAUGGUAGGAAGAAGAGUGAAGAGAGUGAUAAUGAAGAAGAGGAUGUGAAGGAAUUGGAAAAGAAGGUUUUGGAUUGGAGAAGGUACGUAGCGGAGAAAAUGGACGGGAUUGAGCUUAAUCUUGAAGGAGUUAAGUAUAAUCUUAGUGUUGAAAUUCCAGUUUCGGAUGACUUUGAUAGAAUGAGGAAAGGCUGGGAGGAGUUAUACGCGUUUGGAAAUCGAGGUUAUUCGAGGGGAGGAAGGCAAGAACCUGAUACGAUUGUGUUGAGAGGGGUUCCAUCGCGGUGGUUCGCAGAGCCAAGAGUUUCAUCCAAGCCGUCGAUGUUGGUGACACAUACUAUUUUUUCAGCAUUUGGGAAGAUAAGGAAUCUUAAUGUUGCUGAGGACGAUGAUUUCAGUAAGGGGACAGAUGAGGAUGACUUAGACAUAGUUUCAGGUCUUCACUGUAAGAUCGUGGUUCAGUUUGAGAAAUACCGGGAUUUCUAUAAUGCACUUAAGGUGCUAUGUGGUCGCUCAUUACAAAAGCAAGGAUCUCGAUUAAGUGCUGAUUAUGAGGUAAAAUGGGACAAGGAUGGCCUUUUCCGGAAUUCAAGAAGUCAAAAUCAAGAGAAGAGCAGCCGGAUGCAGGAACCUGCAGUAGUAAGAUACAGAACUGAAGCUCCCAGACGUGAACCUCAUGUAUCUCAGUUCACUACCAAUGAUAGACGCAGAAAGAGGUUUAAGGAAUAGAGAUACUGCUGCACAUUUUAAAAGAUUUAUGUAGAUUGAUCUACUAGGACAGAAUUGCAGCUAAAUGACGGAUGGAUUUUUGCAUUUGCAUUUUGAUAUCCUCAAAGAUUUAUGUUUAUAAUCCCAUGGAGUGAUGCAAUGUGGGAAGCUUGUGCAUUGCUGCGCCCGCGCCCUCCUUACCUCUCUUUAUUCUUUUUGAGAUGAUGCUAGAGUUCAGCACAUCUUGUACAGACAAUUGGUAAUUUGAUGCUUUAACCAUCAUUGCGGUCUCAUAAAUGUACUGAACGGCAUGUCAUGGACAAAGUAUUUAUGGAUUUAUUGCCCCAAAAUUGGGACUCA
This is a messenger RNA of Theobroma umbraticum, 1498 nucleotides long. It is a transcript of the gene ZCW7, whose product is annotated as ZCW7. The record is from RefSeq and is a predicted model, not a curated record. Lineage: Eukaryota; Viridiplantae; Streptophyta; Magnoliopsida; Malvales; Malvaceae.